AUGGCAGCACCAGCGAAUGAUUUCAACGGUCCCGGUCUAUACUUGUUUCAGGUCCAGCACAGCAAAAAGUACCUCGACCUCGACGAUUCCAAGAAGGCUAACCAUACUAAAGUUCAACAAUGGGGGUCACGAGAGCACCGCGAGGACCAGCAAUGGGUCGUUGCCGCCGCAGGGCGCGACGAAUACCUCAUCCUGGCGGACAAGGCAGGGAUAUAUUUAACUGCUCCUGGUACGAUCACCCUUUUUGUUGAUAUUAUAACGAUGAGGUGGACGUUUGUCUACGCAGAAGAUGGAGCGUACUUGUAUGUGAAUACUACUGAUUUGAAGACUAUUUGA
Molecule: messenger RNA, 336 nt
Organism: Aspergillus bombycis
Lineage: Eukaryota; Fungi; Ascomycota; Eurotiomycetes; Eurotiales; Aspergillaceae
Exons: 3
Coding region: 1-336 (111 amino acids)
Source: RefSeq, a predicted model, not a curated record